This is a messenger RNA of Solanum dulcamara, 1511 nucleotides long. Its product is annotated as indole-3-glycerol phosphate synthase, chloroplastic-like. The transcript is spliced from 10 exons. Bases 111 to 1337 code for a protein of 408 amino acids. Gene Ontology annotation, biological process: L-tryptophan biosynthetic process. Gene Ontology annotation, molecular function: phosphoribosylanthranilate isomerase activity; indole-3-glycerol-phosphate synthase activity. The record is from RefSeq and is a predicted model, not a curated record. NCBI's taxonomy places the organism in Eukaryota, Viridiplantae, Streptophyta, Magnoliopsida, Solanales, Solanaceae.
GCAUCGCGGGGGUUGGCGGCUGCGACUAAUCCUAUUGCCCUUCGGUGGUUCAACAUAGCCCCUUAAGAACCCCCAUUUUUAACAACCAUUUUUUUUUCUCUAAUUGAAUAAUGGAUUCUGUAAUAACCACCACCUCCGCCACGGCAACGGCGGCAACUGCAGCGGCGACGGUAAGACCCCGGUUCUCGUUUCAACUCCUUGCCAAUCCCAGACCUAAGAAAUCGGCAUUCUCCUUGUCAGUUCCAACGACUAUUUUCACGACCCACCGAGCUCGAAUUUUGCCCCAAUUUUCACCUGUUCGAGCUCAAGAGGAUGGUUCAGCCGUGGUUUCUGAAUCAACCAUUCCUGAAGGAGAUGCUCUCAAAAUCAAGCAGUGGGAAGUAGAAAGAUUCCAAGAUGAAAUUGCUGCAAGUCAGGGUAUAAAAAUUAGGAGGAGGCCGACAACGGGACCUCCCUUGCACUAUGUUGGCCCUUUUGAAUUUCGUAUGCAGAAUGAAGGCAAUACUCCAUGUAACAUACUAGAAGAAAUUGUCUGGUAUAAGGACAAGGAAGUCUCACAGAUGAAAGAGAAGAAACCGCUUCUUCUACUGAGAAAACUGCUUAGCGGUGCUCCACCUACUAGGGAUUUUCUAGGAGCUCUGAAAGAAUCAUAUUCAAGAACUGGAUUGCCUGCUCUUAUUGCUGAAGUGAAGAAGGCUUCUCCAAGUAGAGGUGUUCUGCGUGAAGAUUUCAAUCCAGUUGAGAUUGCCAAAGCUUAUGAAAGAGGUGGAGCGGCAUGCCUUAGUGUUUUGACAGAUCAGAAAUAUUUUCAGGGAAGCUUUGAAAAUCUAGAGGCCAUAAGGAAUGCUGGAGUAGAGUGCCCUUUGUUGUGUAAAGAAUUUGUUGUAGAGGCUUGGCAAAUCUACUAUGCUCGGGUCAAAGGUGCCGAUGCAAUUUUGUUAAUUGCUGCUGUUCUACCAAAUCUUGACAUCCAGUAUAUGAUUAAGAUCUGCAAAUUACUUGGAUUGACAGCACUAGUUGAGGUACAUGAUGAGAUGGAAAUGGAUCGUGUCCUUGGAAUUGAUGGGGUUGAGCUGAUUGGCAUCAAUAAUAGAGACCUUGGAACUUUCAAGGUGGACAUCAGCAAUACCAAGAAACUUCUGGAAGGAGAGCGUGGGGAAAGGAUUCGGGAGAAGGGCAUAAUUGUUGUUGGGGAGUCUGGACUAUUUUCUCCAGCUGAUAUUGGUUAUGUACGAGAAGCCGGUGUCAAAGCGGUGCUAGUUGGCGAGUCACUUGUAAAACAAGAGGAUCCUGCUAAAGGAAUAAGUGAACUUUUUGGUAAAGACAUCUCCUGCUAAGAUGCAGUCAGUUGACUCUGUUACGGUUCCCAUCCGGAGUGAUCUUGUUGAGAUUCCUCACCACAAUUAUGUAAUCUCUCACCAUUUUGUAUUGUUCGUUACCUGCUUGCUUCAUUGUAAGAUAUAAGGUAUAGAUAAUUUACGGUAUGAAUGGAAAUGAUAAUUUGAUACUUA